This is a messenger RNA of Owenia fusiformis, 1719 nucleotides long. NCBI's taxonomy places the organism in Eukaryota, Metazoa, Annelida, Polychaeta, Sabellida, Oweniidae. The record is from the annotation of a GenBank genome assembly.
UGUUUCUAAAAAGCAUCGGUUAACGUGGAUUAUCAGGAACAGGAUCGUUGUACGCUUUAUUCGUAAAUCUGAUGCACACGUUCCCGUCCUCCCGUCAUCCUUAGGAAUAUACUGUAUCAUCUGAUACAAACCGUGAAAACAGAUUUCAGUGAUUUCUCUGAAAAGCGCGUUGAACUUGAACUUGAGUCGAGAGCUUUAUACGUAAACGCUGAUCGACCCUAAAAGAUGACAGGGCAACGUUUACGUUACGUGGUGGGAGGGGUGAUUGUUGUGUAUACGCUUGUAGCAGUCUGUACUGGACACGGUAGACUAGUAGAUCCUCCAUCACGCUCAAGUAUGUUCAGAUUUGAAUUCCCAACGCCAGCAAAUUACGAUGACAAUGGUUUGAACUGUGGAGGAUUCGGGCAUCAGUGGGACAGGAUGGGGGGCAGGUGUGGGCUAUGUGGAGACCCUUAUGACUCCUCACGUCCUAACGAAGCGGGUGGACGUUACGCGAAAGGAAUUAUCGUAAAAAACUACAGGAAAGGCCAAACAAUAAACGUCCGAGUGCAGAUCACGGCAAAUCAUAAAGGCUGGUUCGAAUUCCAUCUGUGCCCCAACAAUGAUCCCACCCAGCGUAUCACCCAGGAAUGUCUCGACAGUAACCUGCUCACCAUGACGAAUGGAGGGACGAGAUUCAAUUUAGGUACACGUAAGGGAAAUGUGAACAUUGCACUGAAGCUGCCGCAAGACCUGACGUGUAGCCAAUGCGUCUUACAGUGGAAGUGGAACGCUGGUAACAACUGGGGAACCGAAAACGGCCGGGGUUGCAUAGGAUGCGGGCGACAGGAACAGUUCUAUGGUUGUGCAGAUGUCUCUAUCGGAGACGGAGAACCUUCCACUCCAUGGCGCGACUCAAACCCUGAGCCUGAAACGGGCAACGAGGCGGUCCGCCCAAGAGUUCGACAAAAUGAUCGCGGUUCAAGGACAAGGUACAGAGGAACAGGACGCGGAGGAUCAACACAGACUCGAGGUCGUGUUGCCAAUCGUGCCGGGAGAGGAUGCCACGCAGUUGGAGUGUGGGCGACAAAAUCAGGGAUGAAUGCGUGGUGUGUUGCUAACUGUGCCGGAGGGUACUGUCCUCCUUCACACUGCACUUGUUCUUAAAUAAUGUAGGUGGUUCGACUGGAAAACGCUUCUUGUAUGAUAUAUCUAAUAUAACAACAGAAAUUACAAGAAAAUGGUUCUAGGUAAACCUAUAGCAGUCUUGAGGAAAACAUGGCCCCAAUGUUAUUAACGGCCAUAUGAGAUGACAAUCAAAAUCUGCAGGGAAUAACCAGUAAAGAUUCAGUUCAACAUAUGACAGUGACUCCACGAUUGGAUAAAAGCUUUAUAUUACAUGUAGUUUGUGUUAUUAUUUUGUGACUAUGCAUAAAUAAAGUUGAUAUAAGUUGGACUGAGCUUUGAAUGUUGAAAACGUAUUUUAACUAAAACUUUUGAUUCAAUAUGUUGCAAAAAUGUCUGCCCAUAUGUGUCAAACUGACAGUUCUGAUUUUGAAAGUAAAGGACCUUGUUCACAAAGAAAAUGCAAAGACACCAGUAAACUUGUAACAUAUUCAACAGAACUAUAAGAGGUAACAUUUGAAGAAAGUAACCAUAAAAAUAUAUUUACUAUAUUUCUCAAAAAUCUCACAACCCAUUUGAAAGAAAUAUAUAUAUUCUUGCAUAUCUGUACAAAUC